AUAUUAUCGAAAUUCUAAGACUAGAGCGAUGAUCAAAUGAUAUAUGCUGCAUUAUUGUGGAAAUCAUUAGUGUACAACUGAAUAAAAUGUUGCAACAAUUCCCAGCAGCCUCAUGUUUGGCAAACUCGGAUUUUCAAUCAGGUAGCUUAUUUAUGCUACUUAUAAACCACCUAUUUGCCAGUCAAUGCUCCUUGGCAAAUCCAAACCUAUAUCCACCAGAUGGUAAUUCCCAGAUCCAAGAUGGAGACCAUUUCGACUUCAUCGUAGUAGGUGCUGGUUCAGCAGGUUCAGUGGUGACGAACGGACUUGUUAACAGUGGAAAAUGGAAAGUGCUAGUGUUGGAAGCUGGAGGAUAUCCAUCAAUAACAACUGAGAUCCCCAUGCUCUUCUUCAACAUAGAGCUGACCGAUCAAAUAUGGAAUUACCAAACCGAACCCUCAGAGACUUCUUGCGUUGGACUGAGGAAUGGAUCCUGUCACUGGCCAAGGGGAAAAUUACUAGGUGGUUGUAGCUCAAUUAACGCUAUGUUAUACAUCAGAGGUAAUGAGAAUAACUACAAUACCUGGGAAAAUGAGGGGAACGAAGGUUGGAAUUACGAAAACGUCAUGAAAGCCUUCAAAGAAAAUGAAAAAUUAGUUGCUCACAACUUACAACAAUACGACACAUACGGUAAAGAUGGUUUGUUGCCGUUGACCAACUACAGAGUCAAUGAAACCAUCAGAGAUGUAAUUUUGGAGUCGGUCAAGGAACUCGGUUAUCCAGUAUUAGAGUAUGAAGGUUUGGGGUUCUUCGAAAGUCUUCAGACGAUCGAAAACGGCACCAGGGCUAACGCUGCAAAGGUAUUCUUGGGAGAAGUCAGUAAAUCGCAUAAUCUGAAGCUGGCAACCAACGCCUACGUGCAAAAAAUAAUGAUAGAUGAAAACAAAAAAGAAGCAGAAGGUGUGGAGGUCAAAAUUGGCGAUAAAACAAUGAAAGUUUAUGCAGAUAAAGAGGUUAUUCUUUCUGCCGGUGCCCUUAAUUCUCCGCAAAUACUCAUGUUGAGUGGUGUAGGGCCAAAACAGCACCUUGAAGACAAAGGAAUCAAAGUGAUCAAGGAUCUGAUGGUUGGACACAAUCUUCAAGACCAUUUAACAUACUGGUUAUACUCUAAGCUGAGUGAUGAUGCUUUGAAAUCCACGGUGAUAGAAGAAGAGUUAUUCAGUUAUUUCUCCAGAAGAGAGGGUGAAUUCAGCAACGUUGGUAUAACAAAUAUCAACGGUUUCAUAAAUACCAAACAUAGAUCUAAUUACCCUGACAUCCAAUAUACCUACAUCACCAUCAGAAAAAACGACUUGAACACAUUGAACCUAGUUAUGGAAUUAAUCAACAUGAACAAGAGAGUUUGGGAUAAUUUGAAACUCGCCAACGCAAAGAACCAUCUUCUUUUAACCAUCAUAGUACUAUUGCAACCAAAAUCACGUGGCAGAGUUCUCUUGGAUAGCAAAGAUCCUUUGUCAUCUCCUGUUUUACGUUCUGGGUACCUAACAGACGAUGGACAAGAUACGGAAACAAUCUUGAGGGGUAUUCGUGUCGCUGAAGCCCAACUAAAGACCAAAGCUUUCAAAAAGCUGAACGCUGAAGUGUUGGAUGUUGGUAUACCAAAUUGCACAAAAUUAGAAUUCGACUCUGAUGACUAUUGGAGAUGUGCUGUGAAAAACUUAGGUUCAACCAUGUAUCACCCAACUAGUACCUGCAAAAUGGGACCAUCUAACGACCCAGCAGCUGUAGUAGACUCAAGAUUGAAAGUGCAUGGCGUGCGCAAACUCAGAGUGGUAGAUGCUAGUAUUAUGCCCACAAUAACAAGUGGAAAUACGAAUGCUCCUACGAUGAUGAUAGGACGUAGAGCAGGCCAGAUGAUAGUGAGAGAUCACAGCUGAGUGAACAGAGCGCAAACUGGAGCAACCCUUCAUGAGAUCAUUUUGAUUCCAAGAUUUGCGUUUUUUUUUUCAAUUCAACUAUCAUCAGUUUCAGUAGCUUGUGCACCUGUUGUGGCUAUCUAAUUCAAUAAAUUUCAUGGUA
Messenger RNA from Coccinella septempunctata (seven-spotted ladybird), 2058 nucleotides. RefSeq names its product glucose dehydrogenase [FAD, quinone]-like. The record is from RefSeq and is a predicted model, not a curated record. The transcript has 2 exons. Gene Ontology annotation, molecular function: flavin adenine dinucleotide binding; ecdysone oxidase activity. The coding region runs from base 87 to 1916 and encodes 609 amino acids. NCBI's taxonomy places the organism in Eukaryota, Metazoa, Arthropoda, Insecta, Coleoptera, Coccinellidae.